Messenger RNA from Exophiala xenobiotica, 1344 nucleotides. RefSeq lists its product as uncharacterized. Lineage: Eukaryota; Fungi; Ascomycota; Eurotiomycetes; Chaetothyriales; Herpotrichiellaceae. The record is from RefSeq and is a predicted model, not a curated record. The transcript is spliced from 2 exons. Gene Ontology annotation, cellular component: plasma membrane. The coding region runs from base 111 to 1037 and encodes 308 amino acids.
CACCCACCCACCCACACACACACACACACUCUCUCUCUCCCCUCAGUCCCGCAAUCCCUCUUCCCUCCACUGUCCUGGGCGGACCGUAAACCCGUCUUCACCUCUCAAACAUGUGGUAUCUCGGCAGCUGGCUGUUCCCCAUUAUUUCCGCGUUAAUGUGGCUCGGGAUGCUCCUAGGACUGUUCGUCGACUGGGAAGCCAGGGGCCACCGACAUCUACCGUCCAUGGAGCCCCAGCAGACGAUAGCUUACAUAUCCGACACGGGCGCCUUCAGUCUCAAACCGCUCUUCAUCACCGGCGCCGUCAUCACGACUGUCUUCCUGGACCUGGGCUUCAUGGCCGAACGCUGGCUCCGACACGCCGGUCGUCUCGCCCCGAACACGUCGACCGCGCAAAAGGUCCUGUCCGUCCUCGCCAUCGUUUGCGCGGUCGCCGGAUCCGCAGGCCUCAUCCUCCUGUCUAUAUUCGACACAUAUCGCCACCCGCACAUGCAUGACGGCUUUCUCCUCCUGUUUAUUGCCGGCUACAUCUUGUCCGCAAUCUUCCUGUGCGCCGAGUACCAGCGUCUGGGCAUCCACUACCGAUCCCACCGGAUCCUGCGCAUCAGCUUCUGGGUCAAACUCACGUUCAUCCUCGUCGAGGUUGCCCUGGCCAUUGCCUUCGCGAGCACGACCUUCACGAGUCACCAGAAUGUCGCCGCCGUGCUUGAAUGGGUCGUCGCACUGAUCUUUACCUUCUACAUCUUGUCGUUCUUGCUGGAUCUCUUGCCCAGCGUGAGAACCGCGCACCAUAUGCCGCAGGGCUGGGCGCUCAAGCAGGAAAUGGAAAAGGUUAACCAUGGACACCAACCUGGUGCGCCCUUGACGACGGACAGUGCUGGGCCAAAUCAGAAUUCGAAUGUCACUCCUGGCGAUGAUCUCGAGGCUGGUGCGUAUAGAGGCGCCCCCAUGACGAACGGUACGAAUGCGGGAUAUCCGCAGAGUCAUGGCGACUUGGGAAGGCAGAAGAAAUGGGGCGUUGGCCGGUUUAGGAUCUAAAUCAAUCAGUCCCAGCCGUUCUACUUCGUUUCCAUUCCUCGUGGUCAGUUGGACAACAGUAUCAUCUAUGUGAGGAUAAAAACAACACUUGCACAAAAUCUUACGAGGCGACCCAAAAAGGAUAUACAGGGUGCAUUGCAUGGCGUUGGUUGGAUAUCAGAUUUGCAUGUCGCAUCGAGGACUUCACGCAUAAAGGUUCUUCCCACAGAUGAGGACACCCGGCGGUUAUCCUUUUCUGGAUUAAUAAUGUGUUAUAUGCUACAUUACGACAAUAGAGAAGAAGCAUGAAAUACCAUAUCCAGAGUUC